Limanda limanda (common dab) is the source of this 2136-nucleotide messenger RNA. It is a transcript of the gene iqub, whose product is annotated as IQ motif and ubiquitin domain containing. Gene Ontology annotation, molecular function: protein binding. The record is from RefSeq and is a predicted model, not a curated record. Gene Ontology annotation, biological process: cilium assembly. Gene Ontology annotation, cellular component: acrosomal vesicle; motile cilium. The transcript has 12 exons. The coding region runs from base 1 to 2136 and encodes 711 amino acids. NCBI's taxonomy places the organism in Eukaryota, Metazoa, Chordata, Actinopteri, Pleuronectiformes, Pleuronectidae.
AUGUCUGAGCAGAGAGCGGACGGAGACCGAGAGGAAAACAUCACGGAAACCAGCCCACUACCAGGUGGAAGAGCCGCAGAUGAGCCGCCAGGGGGCGACAGACACCUAGGGACUGAUAGAGAAGAGUCUGACAGCUGGGCCACAGUGAAGGUGGUGCUGGUGCCAGACGGUCAUGUGAUGACGGUGGCGUUCGCCAUCGGUCUCAGCAUUCAGGAGCUGAAGUGUCACCUCUCCUCAGAGCUCAGGGUUCCUGUAGAGGUGCUGCAGAUCUCUUUGGACGGCAGGGCGGUGGAGGACAAGCAGAGCCUGAUGGAGCUUGGGGUCCGGCCUCACAGCUCUACUCGGCUGGAGAUGAGCUCCACCGACCCGACCACUCAUCCACUCCGCCCCCUUCGUCCUCCAGAGCAUGACAGUAUGCCGGACGUCAUCAGUGUCCGAGUCCAAACCGAUGACGGAGGGUUCCAGGAGGUGGUGGUGGAGAUCCAGCGUCCUCGCCAGCAGAAGUCCUUCGUGGGUGGCUACAGACACCGGCUGACGGGGGUGGAGUACCAUCACGCUGCCAUCCAGACCCUGCCCAAGAGGAUACCUGAGAGAAGAGUGGUCGUCUUCAGCCGGGAUACACAGACAGCGGAGCUGAGUUCUCGGGUACAGCAGUGUCCAGUCAGUGUCUCAACCCAGAUGAGUGGGAUCGGCUGCUACGUCUCCUGUACCAACGACAAGCUGGUCACCCCUGGCAACUACAUCACUGCUGCUGAGAUGCACAAUGAGAGACUGAGAGCUGUGAUCUGUCUGCAGUCGUACGUUCGGCGCUGGAUGGCCUGGAAGGUAGUGGACCAGCUGAGGAGGGGGCGGAAAUUGCGACUGGACUGGCUGGAGCUGCAGGAGAGGAGGCGGACAGAGGAGAAGGAGGAGCAGCUGAUAGACCGCCAACGACGCUGGAUGAACCCACAGAGGAAGGAAGACUUAAAUCUUCUGUACCACGCCCUGGAGAAGUGGAGGUCUGAGGAGGAGCAGAAGAUCAAUUCGUCCAUGCAAGGUGCUGAGAGGAAGGCAGCUCUCUGCUUGCUGCUGGACAAGGAGACCCACCUCAUCGCAGCCAUCGGACGCCAUCAUGUCGCCGUCCAGGAAAACAACUAUGACAGAACCAUCAGGGAAUUCCUGAACAAGUCAGGGGCUCCUCAUCAGUGGCUAGCGGCAGACGGUCGACUAAUCGAGAUGGACAGUCAAUUUACCAUCAGAGCCAGAGCGCUGCAAGAACUGUACAACAACGUCAACCUGCCCGCUGUGAGCGAGGAGCAGAGACUGCAAGUCCUGAUGACACUCAAACACACCGUCAAGGAGCACGAGUGUCAGCUGACCAAGGACAUCGUGGAUUUGAUUGACAGGGAAGUGAACCUGAUGACUUUGGGUGUUAAAAAACACAAUCUAGAGGGGCUAAGGAAGAGGAUCACCACUCUGUUCCUCCAAUACAUCAGAACACCAGCAUUUAAUCCUGAAGUGGCAAAACUGCUCAAGGUUCCUCAGAAUCCCUCCCAGAUGAAGAACGACCUGUUCCUCUGUCGCAGCUGUCGUUGCUACCGAAUCUCUGCAAAAUUCAGCCCGGCUGCCAGGUCCAAUCUGAGUGGUCAGUGCCGAGACUGUGCCAGGCUAAACAACGUAUCUGGAGCCCGUGAUGAUCUCUCCUGCUAUAAAAAUAUGCUGAUGAGGCUGAGAGACAAUGAGCAGCGGCUCAGUGACGACGCCAAGAUCCCCUUCUUGCUUCAGGUGGAGGACUUACAGUACCUGGUGGAGGUGGUCUGGUCGUCCUGCUCCGCCCUCCAAACCAGUAGUGAACUGUACCACCUGGUGUUUACCCGCUGGGACCAUAAAAGAGACUGGAGCCCCUGGAACUGCAUCCUUCUGUCCAAAGAAGAGACGUCAGCUCACCUGGAGGUUCAAGACGUUCACAAGACAUACGAGGCAGAGUUCAUCCAAGGGAUUGAGCACAAACACAUGCUGGCUCAACGUCACUUCAGCAGCUGCCCAAUCAUGGCCGGGUACCUGGUCACUGCUACCCUUGGCAACAACCUCAUCUCCAAGUCAAUCACCAUGAAAGUCAAGCACGUCACCAAACCCGCACCGGCCUCAGCUCCUUGA